Debaryomyces fabryi is the source of this 1170-nucleotide messenger RNA. RefSeq lists its product as uncharacterized. The transcript has a single exon. NCBI's taxonomy places the organism in Eukaryota, Fungi, Ascomycota, Pichiomycetes, Serinales, Debaryomycetaceae. Bases 1 to 1170 code for a protein of 389 amino acids. The record is from RefSeq and is a predicted model, not a curated record.
AUGAAAAAUAGGUCACUAUAUUCCAAUAGUACAGCUUUGUACAUUGUAAUAUGUUUGCUAGGAGUGCUAUUGCCUUUUUUUCCAUUUUUUAAGAGCAAAUCAGUUUCAUCGAUUGAGGAAUUGCAACGGAUCAAAUCGUUUAUUAUCGAUGAUCUUGCUGUAACUAUUCCAAUAUUUGUACGCUUUGGCGACAAAGGAUUCAAUUUUCCUGAUUUGAUAGAAGCAACACAAAUGGAAUUGGAUUACGAAUUGUAUAAGACAGUAAAUACUAAUUGGCGAUUCAAAUUGAUUGACGAGCUUGUGAGCAAUAGGUCAUACGCAGACGAUGAAAACUAUAUUCUAGAGUUGACUCAUUCUGACGACAAUUUUGUAAUAGUCGAGCCUAACAUGUACAAAGCUCAGGUGCAUUAUUCGCAAGCAUCAGUACAUGCCAAUGACUUGCCGUUUUUCAUGACUCAAGCUACUUUGGAGCAUUUGGUGUCAGCUGAAAUUGAAUUGUUAAGGUUACUAAAUUCUUCUGAGAAACCAAUAGACAUGCCUUCCAUUGAUGCAAAAAUCAUUAUUGUUGGCUUGGAAAGUAAGCGUUUUGAACAAAUAUUUGAAGAAAAUUUUGCUCCACUCAAAUCCUUGAUGACAGAAGCACUGGGUCUUUCGAAUAUAAAUAUUACGAUGACAGCUUUAGAAUCUUUAAAUUAUGAAAAUGUAACAAAUUCAACCGAUUUUGCCUAUUAUGUUUAUUCUGACGUUCACAAUAAACCCUUUAUUCCUAAUAAAACUAUUUAUCCAAAUUGCAUAUCAUAUAUACACAAUGACUCAUUAACAAACGAAGAUGCCACUCAUUUAAUAUCCAAAAUUUCUGAAGAGUUGAAAAAUGUCUUGGGAUUACCAAGAAAUCCCAUGAACAACUUAGGUAUUAAGUUGCAUGCAAUGAAACGUUAUCUCACUUUAAAAGUAUUAAUAGAAUCGAUAGAUUAUUUGAUAACUGCAGCCAUGGGAAAUCAUGGUGUUUAUUCCAACAAAAUAGGAAACUUCAUUAAUAAUUUAAAUCCGAUUAUCGAUAGUCUACAUAAAAACGAAUCCAUACAUGAUUGGAACAGUCUACUAGCUUGGAGCAGAGAAUUUAAAAAUGCCUCAUCUCAUCUUCUUGAAGACUCAGAUAUAUCUAAGUAA